Pistacia vera is the source of this 2826-nucleotide messenger RNA. RefSeq names its product (E,E)-geranyllinalool synthase. Lineage: Eukaryota; Viridiplantae; Streptophyta; Magnoliopsida; Sapindales; Anacardiaceae. The record is from RefSeq and is a predicted model, not a curated record. Gene Ontology annotation, biological process: diterpenoid biosynthetic process. Gene Ontology annotation, molecular function: magnesium ion binding; terpene synthase activity.
AUGGAAGUUUCACAGCUUCAAAUCCAAGCUUUAGUUGAAGAGAUGAAAGAAGGGAUGUUCAAAAACAUCGAUCCAUACACAUUACUUUUCCCUUCUGCAUAUGAUACAGCAUGGUUAGCCAUGAUUCAAGAUUCUAACGAACCCUUUCGACCUAUGUUCAAGGAUUGCUUGAAUUGGGUGCUUAAGAACCAAAGAGAAGAAGGGUGGUGGGGAGUGUGUGAUGGCCAUGGCAAUCCCACAAUUGAGUCUCUUCCUGCAACUCUUGCUUGCAUUAUUGUACUCAAGCAGUGGAAUGUCGGAGAGACUAACAUAGACAAAGGGUUGGCAUUUGUUAUUGCAAAUUUGGAGGAGCUUCUAGGAGAAAAUUAUGGUGGCUGUCCCCGUUGGUUUGCCAUUGUUUUCCCUGCAAUAGUUGAACUUGCAAGCACAGUUGGUCUAGAGAUUGUCUUUCCUGACAGAAUGAGGGCAGUAGUAACCGACAUAUUCUACCAACGCCAACAAAUUCUUGAAACUGAGGAGCUUGUUGACAAGCACUACUAUCUUCCUUUAUUAGCAUAUCUCGAAGUGUUGCCUCCAUCCUAUGCCAUUAAUGAAGAACAAAUGGUGAAGCAUUUGAGUGAUGACGGCUCUUUGUUUCAGUCCCCUUCAGCCACAGCACGCGCUUUCAUGGCUACUGGAAACAAAAACUGUUUAGCUUAUCUCCAAUCUCUUGUUCAAAGAUGUUCCAAUGGAGUUCCACCCACUUAUCCCAUCGAUGAAGAUCUAAUAAAGCUUUCCGUAGUUAAUCAGUUCCAAAGGUUGGGGUUGGCUGAGCAUUUCGUCAGAGAGAUUGAAGAAAUUUUGGAACAAGUUUACAGGAAUUACAACAAUAAAGGAUCAUCCACCAAGCCAAUCAAUCUGGUUCCAGAGAAGCUAUAUAAAGACUCUUUAGCGUUUCAACUCCCACGGAGGCAUGGCUAUAGCGUUUCACCAGGGAUAUUUUGUUGGUUUUUACAUAAUCAGGAAAUUCAGGACCAUAUGGAUAAGGACCAAGAUUAUUUCUCAAAUGUGAUUCUUAAUGUUCAUAGGGCCACAGAUAUUAUGUUUCCAGAAGAAUACGAACUUGAAGAGGCUAGAUCAUUUGCCAGAAAAUCACUUGAGAAAAAUAUGUCUUCAGGAAAUAGCGACCAACAUGAUUUUGCAUUCCCCUCUUCUCAUAGAAUGAUUCAGCAUGAAUUGGAUCAUCCAUGGCUAACUCGACUGGAGCACCUGGAACAUAGAAUGUGUAUUGAAGAAAACGAAAUGAAUGCCUUAUGGAUGGCGAAGACCUCCUUCCAUAGGUUAUCAUCCUGUCACUACGACUAACUACUGCUACUUGCUAAAAUGAACUUUGAACUUCGACAGUCCGUAUACAAAUACGAAUUGGAGGAGCUAAAGAGGUGGUCUAAGGAGUGGGGUCUUAGUGACAUGGGAUUUGGCCGAGAAAAGACGACGUAUUGUUACUUUGCUAUUGCUUCCAGCACUUCACUGCCUUAUGAUUCGCAUAUACGAUUGAUAGUUGCAAAGGGUGCAAUAAUUGUUACAGUGGCUGAUGAUUAUUUCGACAUGGAAGGUUCUCUUAAUGAGUUGAUUAAUCUUACUGAUGCAGUUAAAAGAUGGAAUUCUAAAGGCUUGAACGGGCAUAGUAAGACUAUCUUUGAUGCCCUUUAUCACUAUGUGAGAGAAAUCGCGGAAGAACACCUCCAACAACAAGGGAGUGAUAUAACAAAUGAACUUAAAGAUAUAUGGUAUGAAACAUUUGACUCGUGGCUUACGGAAGCUAAUUGGAGCAGAAGUGGACGGAUUCCAUCUGUGAAUGAAUACCUUGAAACUGGCAUGAUAAACGCUAACGCACAUUUAACUCUUAUAGCUUCAUGUUUCUUGAAUCCGUCUCCAAGUUACAAACUCAGGCCACCUCAAUGAGACACUCACCAAAUUGCUCAUGGUUAUCCCCGUUUAUUGAAUGACAUACAAAUGACGAGGUAAAGUCCGUAUAUAAAGGAACAAGAGGAGGGAAAGACAAAUUUUGUGUUACUUUAUGCGAAAGAAAAUCCGGAUGCAGACAUUGAAGAUUCAAUUGCCUAUGUGAGAGAUAUAAUAACCAAAAUGGAGAAACAGAUAUUCGAACAGGCUCUAAUGGAUGGUUUUAGUGACCUGCCAAAACCAGUCAAGAAUCUCCAUUUAUCGUGUUUGAAAGUGUUUAAUAUGUUCUUUCACUCUUCCAAUCGAUAUAAUUCCGAUACAGCACUAUUUCAUGACAUUCAAAAGGCUAUUUAUAUUCCUAUCCAAGCUGAAUCCCCGAAGCCAUUGAAAUCAGUUCCUGCCCAACCCCUUUCCCUUCCACUUUCUCCUCCUCUUGGUUCUACAUCAAAGGAGUACAAAACAACGAUCAACUAUGGUCACUUCGAUCGGUCAUGCUUCAAAAGUAGGAGAAGCCUUGCCGCACAGCAGGGAUUGGACAUGUGGACCUUUUCUAACCUUUUGCUAGCCUGGCGCAUACCCACUGCACUGGCAGGAGCAUGCUGCUCAUGUCAUCAUGCAACAUGGUUGCAUCUGAGUGCAAACAAGAAGACCAGGUUAUUGGCUCUCAAGGAUCCUAACAGAAUAAUUGCUUUCGGCCUUUUGCCUGAACAAAGUCGUGACGCAAGGCUAUUUAUGACAACUGUGAACUGGCUGAAAUACAGUUUCUUCAAUCCCGAAGCGCCCUUAGAAACCUUACCGAGUGCUUCUCAGCCUAUAACUGCUUGUCUCAAGCAAAAGACAAUGGCCAAGAAGUCCAAGAAGAGGAAGCAGCUCUGGGCCGAGUAG